GGCUGCCAAACGCUUCCUCCCACCAAAUUAAAUUUGAAUCUCACUCCCUCUCUCUUUUCUACUUCUUAAAACAUAUUCCAGAAUGCUUUAAACCCCAUUUUGAAUUUAAAUUAAUUUAAUUAUCCUGUUUUCUUUUCUUUUUUAUAUUAUUCUCUUCUCUUCCUCUGAUUCUUUCCAAGCUUCUAAACUAAAGCUAAUUUCCUGUAUCUUUGCUUCUCUCUCUCUCUUCCUGUUUUCCUCUCUUUUGGUGGCGAUGGGUUGCGUUUCAUCUAAUUUACUGAACCGGGACGACGAGUUUACUCAACUCGGCAGCUCAGCAUUUGGUAACCACAUCGUCUCCCUCACUUCCACCACGUAUGGGCUGCUCACUCUUGAUCCGCCGUCGCAUUCCACUACUACGCCGCCCUCUCCACAGCCAUCUUUCACCUCCGGGUCCACCUUCAGUGAGUCCAAAUCUCUCUGGUCGGAGCCUAGACCCGUCCCUACCCGACCCGAGGUCAUUAACUCUUGGGAGCUCAUGUCCGGUCUCGAUGCCGACAGCUUCCGUUUCUCCCCGAUUCCAAACAAGGAAAACUCAAACCCUAAUGUUGGCAAAAACGGCAGCGUUUCGAAACCGCCGGUUUCCCGAUCUUCGCUGCUGGAUAAAUUCCAGGCUGACAGCUUCCGUUUCCCAAUCACGGUGUUACCCGAAAAGGAAAACGCCGAUCCUAAUUUAAGCAAAAACGGCAUCGUCGCGAAAACUCCUUUUUCGCCGCUACACAAAUUCGAUUCUGGAAGCGACGCCGUUUCGAAACCAUCGCCGCUGGACAAGUUUGAGAAUAUAUGCCCACCGAACGGAGAAAACAGAGUGGUGAUUUAUACGACGACGUUAAGGGGUAUCCGUAAGACGUUUGAAGACUGCAAUGCGGUUAGAUCAACGAUUGAGAGUUACGGGGUUGUUAUAUGCGAACGGGACAUUUCGAUGGAUCGAGGGUUCAAAGAAGAGUUACGGGAAUUGAUGAAAGGGGCGAACCAAACGACGCCGCCUCAGGUUUUUAUUAAGGGAAGGUACAUUGGGGGAGCCGAACAAGUGAUGAAGAUCGUGGACGAAUGUUGGUUUGGGGAUUUAAUUAAUGGGCUGCCGAAGAAAAAAGCAGGGGAGGUUUGUGAUGGCUGUGGAGAUGUGAAGUUCUUGCCGUGUUUUCGUUGCAACGGUAGCUGUAAGAUGGCGGCGGCGGCGGAGGAGGGUAGGAGGACGGUGGUGGUCAGGUGUACGGACUGCAAUGAGAACGGUCUGGUCCUUUGCCCCCUUUGUAGCUGAUAGAUUGUAUGGGUUACUUUUGGUAAUUUAAUAAGUUUUAAUGGUGAAGUGUUUGAGUUCAUGCUUACAUGAUUAGCCUUAUUUGCUGCCCUCUCUUUUUGAUCAAAUCUAUAUAUAUGUUGCCUUUUGUUAAAGUUUUAGUAAUGUUAGCAAUGCGGAUAUUAAGAAGAUUAAUGUGACAAAUUGCUGCUGAAAAUCUUUUUACUA
Molecule: messenger RNA, 1507 nt
Organism: Gossypium raimondii (Peruvian cotton)
Lineage: Eukaryota; Viridiplantae; Streptophyta; Magnoliopsida; Malvales; Malvaceae
Exons: 1
Coding region: 254-1300 (348 amino acids)
Source: RefSeq, a predicted model, not a curated record